This is a messenger RNA of Phaeoacremonium minimum UCRPA7, 456 nucleotides long. Its product is annotated as putative l-psp endoribonuclease family protein. The record is from RefSeq and is a predicted model, not a curated record. NCBI's taxonomy places the organism in Eukaryota, Fungi, Ascomycota, Sordariomycetes, Togniniales, Togniniaceae. Gene Ontology annotation, molecular function: deaminase activity. The transcript has a single exon. Gene Ontology annotation, cellular component: mitochondrion; cytosol. Bases 1 to 456 code for a protein of 151 amino acids.
AUGGCAUCUCCCAACGGCGAAGCCUUCCUCCUCACGGGCGGCGCCCAAGGCCUUGCCAACUACCCGCACGCAAGAAUUGUCCCUGGCAACCCAAAGACCAUCCUCGUCUCAGGAACCUCAUCACGCCGCGCCGACGGCACCUACGCCGGCUGUGUCACGGACGCCGAGGGAAAACACACACUCAACGUCCGGGAGCAGACAGCCGCCGUGCUCAAGAACAUUGACACCAUCCUCAAGGGGGCAACAGAGGGAGCCGCAGGCCUGGAGAGCAUCCUGGACGCUACAGUCUUCCUGACGGACAUGAAGGACUACGGGGGCAUGAAUGAGGAGUGGAACAAGAUCUGGCCCGACAGGACAAAGGCGCCUGCAAGGACAUGUGUCCAGGUCGCGGCGCUGCCGAACGAGAGGCUGAAUGUCGAGAUCAAGUGCACAGCUCUGUAUCCGGAAAAGCAAUGA